AUGCCCGUGACCGCGUCCAAAACAACGUCCUGCGGCCAUGUUUCUGAGGGGCUCCGAGGUCACUUCCGGGACUCUGAAGUCACAGCCGGAGCCCUGAGCGUGUACUUCCGCUUACUGCCAAACUUUGUGAUUAAUCCGGGCCAGGGCACAGAGAAGCUGGACCUGCAUUUCAACCCCAUUGUCUGCAACUCACUGGAGGGCAACACCUGGGGGCAGGAGCAAUGGGAAGAUCACUUGUGCUUCAGCCCAGGGUCAGAGGUCAAGUUCACCGUGACCUUCGAGAGUGACAGAUUCAAGGUGAAGCUGCCAGACAGGCACCGGUUGACCUUUCCCGACAGGCUGGGCCGCGGCCACCUGAGCUCCCUGAGUGCUGAAGGGUUCAACAUCUCCUCCUCCAAGCUUGACUGAGUGGGCGGGCGCUCACGGGAACGACAGAACCCUCGCCCCGACUUCCCAUCCUGAGCUCCUUCCCAGUCACACGGGCUCAGCAGCCCCUGGGUCCUGGCUCCCCGCCUGCACUCCCUGCCCCUCUGACCCCUCUCCUCCCCCAAGGCUAAGGCCAAUUUAAGAAUCCACCUUUGACCAGCUGGUGUGGCUCAGUGGUAUGAACCAGGCGGUCACUGGUUCAGGGCACAUGCCCAGUUGCAGGCUCGAUCCCCAGUAGGAGGUGUGCAAGAAGCAGCCGAUUGGAUGUUUCUCUCCCUCUCCCUUCCUCUCUCUAAAAAAAAAAAAAAAUCGAAAAAAAAGAGAA
Messenger RNA from Myotis daubentonii (Daubenton's bat), 751 nucleotides. RefSeq names its product galectin 2 (gene LGALS2). Gene Ontology annotation, molecular function: carbohydrate binding. The record is from RefSeq and is a predicted model, not a curated record. NCBI's taxonomy places the organism in Eukaryota, Metazoa, Chordata, Mammalia, Chiroptera, Vespertilionidae.